AGUCCGGCCAGAGAUACCGCGACGGUGACAGCUAACCGUGCUCCUUCCGCGUCACAUCCCGUGUCAAUGAAAUUCCUGUUGGUUGUUAUCUAAUCUGAGUGAGGUCAGGGGGCCUUGGCGCCUUUCUAGUGUGCUAGGUUGUAGCAAGAGUGCUCUGUUACUUGUUACUGGUGGAGUUGGACUGGUUGUGGUUCUGUUUGGUGUGUCGGGGAUGAUCCCCUUGCCAAAGCCGUGGACACCCGUCAUUAUCUGGCUCUGGCUCACAUUGGCUCCGUGCGUGCGGGCGGCACAUUCUGCUAGAGAUGGUGGCACGUCAAGAUUUUGGUCAGAAUCGGCCAACAGGAAGCUGCCGGUGUAUCAGGUGCAGGCGGUGGCCGGAGACGCAGUGUUCCUGCCCUGCGACAUCUCCACCACCGACGAGCAGCCACCAGUGCACCACAAGGACACCGAGGAUGCCGUCCUACUUGUGCUCUGGUACCGCGAGGAUCUCGGAACCCCAAUUUACAGUGUGGACGCGCGCGAACGCGACUUCAAGCACGCGGAACGGUGGUCUGACGAGCACGUAUUCAGCAACCGCGCCUACUUCAUGCCGGAGCGGCAGCCGGCCGAGCUGGGCGUCGAUCACAUCCGCGAGACCGACGCCGGCGUCUAUCGGUGUCGCGUCGACUUCAAGAUCGCGCAGACCAGGAACUCAAAGGUCAACCUUACUGUCAUAGGAAUACAGAUGUAG
This is a messenger RNA of Nilaparvata lugens (brown planthopper), 730 nucleotides long. RefSeq lists its product as uncharacterized. Bases 212 to 730 code for a protein of 172 amino acids. Lineage: Eukaryota; Metazoa; Arthropoda; Insecta; Hemiptera; Delphacidae. The transcript has 5 exons. The record is from RefSeq and is a predicted model, not a curated record.